AUGACUCCCUCGUUGCCUUCUCUACCUGUGAAGCAUCACGACUUCGUGCAGUACAUUCAAUCGCACCCGGAAACACCCAUCGAGGAGCUCGUCAAGCCUUACAAUGCAUUCGAUGCUUCAGCACGAAAGAUCUUCGCUCAAGAUCCAGCACACGCUCUGGUGAAGGACAAUUUUGCUAAUAUCGUCCCCAUCUUCGACACCACGACAGGUUCCACAGAUAUUCGUGUUCGGGCACGAGAUUUGAGCGCAGAGACCCCUGAGCAGAAGGAGAAGUAUAUUCUACCUCUUCCCCACGACAAGCGCAGACUCAAUGGCUCGCACGCUGUUGUUCCAUCUCUGGCUGAGUUCCAGAACAAUUUUGCCCUCUUCACUGAGGGUGCAUUGGGCGACCUGGACUGGAGUAACGUCGUUGCUGCCGGCAGCGCCGUUGUGACAUCUCUACUACCAGUGCCCGAGAAGUAUCGCAACUCUAAGCGAGGUCUCCGCCAAUACUAUCAUGAACAAUUUGCUCCGGCGUCAGAUAUCGAUUUGUUCCUGUAUGGCUUGACUGAGGAGCAAGCUAUCGAGAAGAUCAAACACAUCGAAAACAGUAUCCGUAACACGAUCCUGUACGAGACUACGACAAUUCGUACGAAGAACACUAUCACUAUUGCCUCGCAAUAUCCCCAGAGACAUGUGCAGAUUGUUCUUCGAAUCUACCAUUCGGUAGCCGAAAUCCUCACUGGAUUCGAUGUGGACUGUUCCUGUGCGGCCUAUGAUGGCCAACAGGUGUAUGCGUCACCUCGUGCCGUUGUCUCGUAUAUCACGCAGACGAAUCAAAUUGAUCUGACACGCCGCUCUCCAUCUUAUGAGAAUCGCCUUUCAAAGUACUCCCACCGUGGAUUCGAAGUGUUCUGGCCUCAACUUGACCGGUCAAAGGUCGAUCCGACAAUUUUCGAAAGAAGCUUCAUGAGAACUGAAGGACUUGCACGGCUCUUGGUUCUCGAAAAGCUACCAAAGCCGAAUGAUCGAGACACUUAUUUGAGAAAGCGACGUGAAGAGCGCGGUCGACCGCCUCUCAGCCUUUAUCUACGACGUCGUCAAGGAAAAGAGUUGCACGGUAACAUCAAAGAUGACUGGGAAGACGAAGUACCGGAAUGGCAAGAAGAAGACCAAAUCUCGGACUACCACACCUUUACAAUUCCCUAUGGCCGAAGAUUCAACGCACGCAAAAUUGAGAAAUUGUUGUACACAAAGGAUCUUCUUCUGAACGCACAGUGGAAUCAGAAGAAGGAUCGCGAGGUAUAUCUUCAUCGCCACCCGGCCUUCUUUGGUGAAGCUGAGCAUGUCAUUGGCGACUGCUGUGGAUUCUGUCCGCAGCCAGUCACUGACGAGGAGCGAAAAAUAGCCGAAGAAGAGAGCAAGAUCUAUAUUUCUGGGAAGAUCAGCUUCAUCAAAGAUGAUCCGGGUCGGCAAGAAAUUGGCAGUUUCAACCCGAUCACCGAGACCGAUUGGACAGAAAUGGCAUAUGUCGGUCGUACUGAGCUGCUUUGCCAGGCCAUUGUGUCGCAUGACCUGGAAGCUGUGAAGCAAUUCCUUGACCAAGAGGACUCGGAUCCAGACCGCCGAGAUUACACUGGACGUACUCCCCUGCAACUGGCCUGCAUGUCAUCCACACCAGAAAUUGUGCAGUGUCUUGUGGACCGCGGUGCUAGACUGAUUGCUCGGAUGGCUGAUGGACAGACUGCAUUGCAUCUAGCUGCUGCUCGGGGUGCUACUGAGAUUGUUCGCAUUCUACUGACGAAGAGCAAUGAGAACGAGGAGGCAGAGAGCCGGAAAACAGAUGAUCAGAAACCUACGCCAAUGAACGUUGAUAGUCCGGAGGAUGAAGAUGCUGACGACGACGAGGAUGAAGACGACAUGGAUGCUGCGUCGCACACUUCUGCUUCGUUUGUCAAGGUGGACAAGGAGAAUGGAGACGAAUCGGCAUCCACCUUCGACACAAUUGAAGAGAAUGACAUGGACCCGGAUAUCUACGACAUCAACGUGACUGCAUGGGAUAAUCUCGCAUCGCCUCUGCAUCUUGCAAUUGUUCAUGGCCACGUGGAAACUGUCAAAGAGCUUGUCACUUCCUUCGGAGCCGAUGUCUUGUUGCCGAUCAAGAUUUUGGACGACUACAGCAAACAGCCAAGUGGUGCAAUCUUAACGCUGGUCUUGGUACUCGCUCUACCCUUGGACAAAGCGAGGGAGAUGUCACAGACACUCCUGAAGCUUGGUGCUUCACCUGCUCAGGCCGAUACUUCUCACUAUACGGUACUCCACUAUCUCGCCCAAUCCGAUUACAGUGACCUUCUCGAUGUCUACCAAGAACACGAUGGCCCAGCUAUGCAACGCGCCAUCAAUUAUUUGGCAGUAGAAGGUCCCUGGUAUAGCUCCAGCUACAACUUCUCCUCGGCUUUGGUGAAUGCUUUGUGUGCCAAGAAUCCUACCGGGGCCAAGAAGCUGCUCGAUUUAGGCGCAAAGCCAAGUCAUGAGCUUGGCGAAUGCUUGAAAGCCUUGAAGUCUCAGAUGCCCGACGCAAUGCGUUAUGGUGGAGAACAAAAGCUCGAAGACAAGGGUUCGAAGCAGCCCAUCAUUUUCGCUAUCGAAAACGAUCUACCUCUGGUGGCCAUUGACCUCCUGCAACGCGGCGUUGACCCAAACACCGAUCAUGAGCAACGACACGAUUUCCGUGAGACUGCUUUGGAUUGCACGAAGCGGUGCCUGAAAGAGCUGGAAAACUCUUUGAAGAACGAAUCACCCACGCGCCGCCCGUACGGAAUUCCUGAUGGUGUCAUUUUCGAGCAGGACGAGGAAUCUUAUCUGGCCGAUUUCCAAGAGGGAAGUUACAAGAUGUUUGCUGCAAAGGCUCAACUGAAGAAUGCCAAGGAAAACAACAAGAAGGCCGAAGAGUACGAGGAGAGUCAAAAGGACAAAGCACCUGAAGAGAAGCCCGGUGAGGCUGAAAAGAGACAGGCUGUUGCGGCACUGAUCAAAGACUACGAAUUGCUCAAGGCGGAAUUGCUGUCAAAAGAUGCAAAGACCUGGCAAGAGCUUCACCCCGGAGAAACCCAGGAUCCUGGACAUCGUCAAACCCGGAGAAAUCAGCAAAAGCAAAGCCCCAAGAAGAUAUUCAAGGUUGAAUUCUUCAGCUCAUUGGCGAGUCUUUCUGAUGUCGAACGUGAAGGAUACGAAAAACUGUUCGAGGCUGCAUGGAACGGAGAUCUUAACACCAUCGAGUCACUCACCCUGUCAAUGUGGGGACCCGCCAAAGAUCAAUUGCCCCUGCAAAUGUCCCGAAGCGAUGCUUUGGGAUUGACCUGUCUGCAAAUCUCAGUUAUGCGGGGUCACCUUCGCGUUGCCAAGGCUAUUUUGGGAAUUAUUCGGGUCCAGUACAAGGUAAAGGAGCCUGAAGCUCGGCAGCACUUUGAGAUGGAUAUCGAUACAGACGGCGAAUCUUCCGACGAUGAGGGCCUCAACAUUGUCGGUCAUACUGUGAAUGAGCAAUUCACCUACGAGAAUGUCGGGGAAGUCGCAAGCAAGGUUGAAAGUGACGUCUCGCCGCGUGUAGCGCUGCAGCGACUCUUCCGGCCCCGUCUUUUCUUGGAGGAGGAAGUUCCUGGUAAGGAAGACCUCCGACUCGUGGGGAUGAAUAAUUGGAGUGCCUCGUCUUAUUUGAUGGUCAACAACUUGUUCAAAUACGCCAUCUUCAAGAACGAUCUUGACCUGCUGGACUGGCUUUUGAAAACUGGACACGAGUGUGCAAGUACUGAUCCUGCCGACAAGACCGCAUUCACUCUGGGCCAAGAGGAACUCCAACUUGCGAUUCUUCUGGGUCACACAGACUGUCUCGGCUUGCUCAUCCAAGGCACUGCUGCUGGUCUUCCGCUCUUGAAGCUGAGCAAGGCCUCGGGAGUUGCCGCCCAGGAAGAGCCGGAGUAUUACCAGGGCUUGUCCAUUCGCGGUCAGAAACGCAAAGACUGGGCGGAUGCUGGGAGGCCGGAAAACGGCCAGUUGUCUCGCGGAUCCAAUGAGGCCGGCCGGCCGCCUGUUCUUAUUUCUGCGUUGCAGGGCAAAAUGGCUAGUACUGAGUGGCUUCUGGGUACGGCGCCUAGUCGCUACUACCUGGAGUAUGUGAAUGCGCACCUGGAGGAUGAGAAUAUCCAGAGACUGUCCCAGGCGAAGCUUGGCCUCGAAGCAUCUGUCUUGAAGUGGCUCCAGAAUCGGAACAACCUUGUGCUUCAUUGCGCAGUGAUGUCUCGUCCCUGCGACGAGUCAGAGCGACUGGUCCAGUAUUUGGUUGAUCAUCACCCCGAAUGCCUCGAAGUCAAAUCAUCCGAGGGACAUACCCCCCUCGCGCUGGCGGUUUCCCUUCACAGGUUGAGCUUCGCGCGCAUCUUGAUCCAAGCUGGUGCCAACCAAGCUGCUCGUGAUACUGAAGGAUGCAAUCUCCUGCAUUUGGUGCUAUGUUCCAUCUCGGGAUCCCCUGCCCGACACGCAGACAAGGUUUCUCAACUGAUCGACCUCAUGGACAAAGAACAUGUCUCUACCAUGCUCACCCAACGUGCCGGUGAAGGCUCGCGGACACCUUACGCACGCUGGCUGCAAAAGUACCCCGAUUUCGACAUUUCCACCGAAGCCCACUAUUCAGUGCCUAACCAGCCCUCGAACAAGGAAUCGACCAGCUCCAUCACCAAGCUAUUCCUGACUCUGGGCGAAUCCACCAACCAAAAGUAUCUGGAGCUCCUUGACGGCGCCGGAAACACGCCCGUGCACGAAUGUGUCAAGCGAGGCUUCCCUCAAAUCCUAGAACCAAUCCUUGACUCUCGACCAGACCUUCUGUACCGUGAAAAUGCCACGGGCAGCACGCCCAUCGACAUGGCGGUAGAUGCAUGGGUGAACGAGACCACUCGCACAGUCCCCAUGAUUGCGGUUUCUUCCAUGAAUCGUCGGCCAGAGUGGCAGAACAUUACCCAGCGUCAGCCGCAGUUCUUCAUCAAGGACAAGGACUGGAGAACCAAGGCGCAGAUGAUGGUGGAGGUCUGUCGAAAGCGGGCGCAGCAGAGUCCGCAGAAGAGAAGACUUGUGUCUCUGUUUGAAGCGAAUGAAGUUGCUAAACGGCUGGCUACGAAGGGAAAGGCUGGUGGGGAUGGUGAUGAUGAUUAUAAUGGGCACCGGUACGGUCGGUAUAGGCACCGGAGAGAGCGAGAGGAAGAUGAGGCGGAUGAGAAGCUUGACGAGGUUGCUUUGUGGCAAGGAUGGGCUGCGCAGUGGAAGUGA
Molecule: messenger RNA, 5298 nt
Organism: Penicillium subrubescens
Lineage: Eukaryota; Fungi; Ascomycota; Eurotiomycetes; Eurotiales; Aspergillaceae
Exons: 6
Coding region: 1-5298 (1765 amino acids)
Molecular function (GO): protein binding
Source: RefSeq, a predicted model, not a curated record